GCUCCCGCAGGUGAGAAAGUGCCAAGAUGCAGAUCUUCGUGAAAACCCUGACGGGCAAAACCAUCACCCUCGAGGUGGAGCCCAAUGACACCAUCGAGAACGUGAAAGCCAAGAUCCAGGACAAGGAAGGGAUCCCCCCCGACCAGCAGCGCCUGAUCUUCGCGGGGAAGCAGCUGGAGGAUGGCCGCACCCUCGCUGACUACAACAUCCAG
This is a messenger RNA of Ficedula albicollis (Collared flycatcher), 212 nucleotides long. RefSeq names its product ubiquitin. The transcript is spliced from 2 exons. The annotation marks the transcript as partial. Gene Ontology annotation, biological process: modification-dependent protein catabolic process; protein ubiquitination. Gene Ontology annotation, molecular function: protein tag activity; ubiquitin protein ligase binding. The record is from RefSeq and is a predicted model, not a curated record. Gene Ontology annotation, cellular component: cytoplasm; nucleus. NCBI's taxonomy places the organism in Eukaryota, Metazoa, Chordata, Aves, Passeriformes, Muscicapidae.